AUGCACAGUGCAACCACAAUCACAUUUGUGGAUCCCCUAAGUGUUGUGUUGGUCCCGUCAGCGCACCGACAGUCUGUGCAUGUCAGCCUUCUUGCUGUUGCUGCAAAAGUGCUCCAUGCUGCUGCAGUAAGCCAGCCUGCUGUUGCUGUUGCCAGCCCGUUCGUUGUUGUUCAGUACCCUGUUGCUGUAAACCAGUCUGUUGUUGUUGCAAGUCAGUCUGCUGCUGUUGCAAGCCAGUCUGUUGCUGUUGCCAACCUGUCGCCUGUUGCAGCACUCCAGCAUGCUCUUGUUGUCCAGGAUCGUGUUGCUGCUGUAAGCCAGUAUGCUGCUGUUCUAAGCCUGUCUCCUGCUCUUGCACACCAGUCUGUACCUGUUAUCAGCCUUUCAGUUGUUGUAGCACGCCAGUUUCCAGUUCCUGCAGUACUCCAGCUUGUAGUUGUUGCUGCACCCCUCCUUGCAGUUGUUGCCAACCAUCAUGCUGUUACAAAAAGCUGCUUACUCUCCGUUGUCAACCAUUUCACCGUACUUGUACUCGACCUGUCUGCAUUACAUGCAGCUUCCCUGUAUUUUAUCAAAAUUGUUAUGAUCGUUCCUUUCUUUGUCCCUGCUGCUUACACAGGAGAAAGGAUUUUGGACAGUCUAGUUCAGACGCAACUAGCAGUCAAACGACAACCAUUAUGCCUUUCUUACAAAUUAGUAUUCAGUAACUACUGA
Enterobius vermicularis (human pinworm) is the source of this 714-nucleotide messenger RNA. Lineage: Eukaryota; Metazoa; Nematoda; Chromadorea; Rhabditida; Oxyuridae. The record is from the annotation of a GenBank genome assembly.